AUGUGUCCCUUAGUCGACCAUGAAGAGACACGUUAUUUAGAGAGAAUAAAGAGAAAAAGCAAGGAGAUUUUUCAGCAACUUAAGGAAAGUCAAUACAAUAUGGAUGUGAAGGGGAAACUCUCAAGAGGGAUAUAUGAGGAACUGAAGGAAUGGUGCCAUAAACCAGACAAGGACCUGCUCCAGCAUUUUGAAACCAUGUUGAAAAAUCUGAGAUGUCUGCUGUCUGGUCCUGGUCACACUGAUGCUGCCAACAAUUCAAAAAGAUCUAAAUAUUUUCUUGCCUGGGUUGCUGAGGCAUUCACUUCUGGUCAGCAUUUCUGGGAGGUGGCAGGCUGUGACAACUGGGCAAGUGGAUUUCCUAAUGAUUCUUGGACAAGGAAGAAUGAUGUGGUAGUUGACUUGAAGGGAAUUUUUCUCCUUUUUUGUAUCAAGGAGAACAAUCAGUGCUGUCUCUUUACCUGCUCCCCACUAUUACCUCAAUAUGUCAAAAGGCCUCUCAGCCAUGUAGGGGUGUUCCUGGGUCAUGAAGGUGGUGUGGUGAGCUUUGUCAGAGUGGCCAGGAGUUCCCUCAUUUGUAAUUUUCUCUCAUGCUCCUUCUCAUCUCCUCUCAAGCCUUUUCUUUGCUCUGGACGCCCAUGA
Molecule: messenger RNA, 639 nt
Organism: Vicugna pacos (alpaca)
Lineage: Eukaryota; Metazoa; Chordata; Mammalia; Artiodactyla; Camelidae
Source: RefSeq, a predicted model, not a curated record